This is a messenger RNA of Trachemys scripta elegans, 785 nucleotides long. It is a transcript of the gene CKLF, whose product is annotated as chemokine like factor. The record is from RefSeq and is a predicted model, not a curated record. Gene Ontology annotation, cellular component: membrane. NCBI's taxonomy places the organism in Eukaryota, Metazoa, Chordata, Testudines, Emydidae. The transcript is spliced from 4 exons. The coding region runs from base 1 to 501 and encodes 166 amino acids.
AUGUUUCGAUUGCAGGGCCUGCAGGGAACCUAUCUGCGUUUGUUUCCAAGUCACUUGUUAAGUUGUUCCCCAUCUGCUAAUGGAACCUAUAUACAGAACCUGAUAAAUGGUGAACGCAGUGCAGUUGCAGGAAACAGCAAGUGUGAAAAAUCAGGACAGGGUGUGGUAAUAGGCACCUCGAAAUCCCAUGAAGCCUUUAUAGCACUUGCAAUCAUGGAAUUUGUCAUCACUUUGUUAUUCUUUGUGCUAUUCUUGCCAAAACUAGAUAAAAAGAUAAAAUUCUUAUUUUGGCCUUUAGCUGAUAUUUUCAACUCAUUGAUUGCAGUUUUGUUCUUUAUCAUUGUGUGCCUGUGUGCAAUAAUAAUCAAGACCACGACUGGGACUCUGGUUGGAGGAGUCUUUGGUCUUCUGUUGGUGGUUCUUUGUAUUGCAGAUUCUGUCCUUCUUUUCAAGAAGAUUACAUUUAAUAAGCCAAGAGGAAGGAAUGUUAUUACCAGAUAAGAAUGACCAAUUUACCAAAAGACUGAUUUAUUCUCCACUUUAAAUGCCUAUUGAUUAAUAGGAUACUUGUUUCAUUCUUAGCCUAUGUAUUUUUCUUAAAGGGUUUAACUUGUUCAUCUUAGAAUUACAAUAUUUUCCUGUGUGUUUUUUUUAAAUUAGUUUACUUUUUCACACAUUAACAUUCUUUAAAUUCCUAUGUAUUUUUCUAGACCACAUAUUUUUACCAGUGUUGACUUUAAAUAUUGUCCUAUGUGUUUUAAUAAACUUGAUACAUUUUCACUUGU